This is a messenger RNA of Acanthamoeba castellanii str. Neff, 1644 nucleotides long. RefSeq names its product chaperone protein DnaJ, putative. Lineage: Eukaryota; Discosea; Longamoebia; Acanthamoebidae. The coding region runs from base 1 to 1644 and encodes 547 amino acids. The record is from RefSeq and is a predicted model, not a curated record. The transcript is spliced from 10 exons. Gene Ontology annotation, biological process: cristae formation.
AUGGAGGGGCCAGAGGAAAUUGAGGAGGGCACGGAUCUUUACGGGCUUCUGGGUGUGAAGAAGACAGCGUCGAAGAACGAGAUACGGAAGGCAUACAGGAAGCUCGCGCGCACCUUCCAUCCCGACCAUCAUGGAGGCGAUGUCCGCGGCGAAGCCGAAAAGAAAUUUGUGCAGAUUAAUUACGCCUAUGUCGUGCUCAUGGAUGACGAGCAGCGUGCCGUGUACGACAUCUAUGGUCUCGAGGCUCUCAAGUCGAACACUUGCAAAGAGCUGGUCAAGCGUUACCCCACCCUUGAUGAGUUGAAGAAGCAUCUUGAAAAGGUGGAAAAGGACAAGGAACUGAAGGAGCUGCGGAACAAGUUCAAGAUGAAGGGCAAGAUUACCACGGUGCUGGGGGCCUUCAAGCGAGGACCGGAGGAGUUCAAUCUCCCGUUCAUCCUCGGCAACCAAAUUGAUACGCGCAACAUGGUGGUCGUGGGCGGUAAUGUGGCGCAGCGGGGCAGCAGCCUCAUCUUCGGAUGGCGGCGCUUCUUCUCCGACGUCGAUCGCACCACCUUUGCCGAUGCGCAGGUGGUUGCCGGACCGGAGGCGUGGAACCUCCGGGUCAUUGGCCAAACCAGACUGUCGUCCUCCAAUGUGGGUGCGAUCAUUGCUGACAUCAACAACGAAGGGAGCAACCUGACCCUCCAUUUUUGGGAGACGCUGAGCGAGCGGGUGCUGGGCGAUGCCCAAUUCUCCAUCGGACAGAACAACGUCAUGCGGCUUGGUCUCCGCCGCCAGGCCAAGACCACCGUCAUGUCCUCGCACCUCAAGUUUGCCGAUGUGGAGUACGUGGGCGAUUGGCCAUUCUCGAUUCCGUCACUGGAAUUAAACUAUCGCAAGAAGCUGUCGAAGCGGGAGAGCCUCAGCCUGGAGACGGAGCUGGGCUUCGGGGGACUUCCCUCCGUCGGCCUGGGCUACACCCGGCGCAUUUCGAAGGGCAACAAGCUCAGCAUUUCCACGGGCCUCGGCGCCAACGGUGCCUGUACUGUUAUCGCCACCUACACCUACUUUGGGCAGCAGUUUUCCUUCCCGCUUCUGGUCACGCGAGGGCUCGAGGGGUGGACGAGCGUGGGCGCCUUUGUGCUGCCUCUGUUUGGCGUGUUAGCCGCCACCCAGUUUUGGUUCAACCCGCUGCGAGAGCGCAAGAAAAGAGAGAAGAAGGCCGCGACUUUGCGAUUGCGAUCAGAACACAUAAAAAAGAAGCGGCAACAGGCCGAAAUGGACAUCCGCCUCAUACUCGCCCAAGUCAAGAGAAAGAUCGAAGCCGAACGGACCAAACACGGGCUCGUGAUCGUGUUGGGCCAGUACGGCAGGUGGAAGGAGCCCACGCCGUCCGGUGACGAAGAGGAAGCCGAGGAGGGCUCGGUGAUCGACGUCACGGUUCCGCUUCAAUACAGGGUCGAGGACUCGCAGCUCAUCUUGGAGGAGGGCUCCAAGGCCUCCCUUUACGGCUUCUAUGAUCCAUGCCCGGGUGACGAGAAGCAGCUGCGCAUCCGCUACCUGUUCAAAGACAAGAUGCACCACGUGACCAUCAACGACAAUGACGAGCUUGUCAUCCCCCUGAAAGAGCACCUGGUCAAGGAGACCUACAAAGAGAGUUGA